Branchiostoma floridae (Florida lancelet) is the source of this 3349-nucleotide messenger RNA. RefSeq names its product derlin-2-like. The transcript has 7 exons. The record is from RefSeq and is a predicted model, not a curated record. Gene Ontology annotation, cellular component: Hrd1p ubiquitin ligase ERAD-L complex; endoplasmic reticulum membrane. NCBI's taxonomy places the organism in Eukaryota, Metazoa, Chordata, Leptocardii, Amphioxiformes, Branchiostomatidae. Gene Ontology annotation, molecular function: ubiquitin-specific protease binding; misfolded protein binding. The coding region runs from base 140 to 913 and encodes 257 amino acids. Gene Ontology annotation, biological process: endoplasmic reticulum unfolded protein response.
CCUGUCCAUCAUUUGUUCUUUUUCAAUCCACCCUUAACUGUUAAAGCUCAUUUCAAAGUUUCCGCCAAACUGGAGUUUCAUACUAAGGCUGACGUGGCGAGCCGGUGCCGCGGUGCAUGCCGGAUCCAAGAACCGCAAGAUGGCGUACCAAACGUUUCAGCAGGAGUAUCUUCAGAUGCCCCUGAUCACACGGGCUUACACAACAGCUUCCGUCCUCACAACCAUCGCCGUGCAACUAGACAUCAUCACACCAUUCCAGCUGUACUUCAAUCCAGAUCUCAUACUCUACCAGUACCAGGUAUGGCGGCUCGUCACAAACUUCCUCUUCUUUGGCACGAUAGGAUUCAACUUCUUAUUUAAUAUGAUAUUCACAUACCGGUACUGCCGGAUGCUAGAGGAGGGAUCGUUUCGGGGAAGAACAGCAGACUUUUUCUUCAUGUUCCUGUUUGGAGGAACCCUAAUGAUGAUCUUUGCGUACUUUGUGAACCUGGUGUUCCUGGGCCAGGCCUUCACCAUCAUGCUGGUUUACGUGUGGAGCAGGAGGAACCCUUACGUCAGGAUGAACUUCUUCGGCCUGCUCAACUUCCAGGCACCCUACCUGCCCUGGGUGCUGUUCGGCUUCUCUCUACUACUGGGCAACUCGGUGGUGGUCGACUUGUUAGGAAUUGCUGUGGGACACAUUUACUACUUCCUUGAAGACGUCUUCCCUGAACAGCCGGGCGGUUUUAAGAUACUCAAGACACCGGGGAUUCUGAAAUGGAUUUUCGAUGCCCCCCCUGAGGACCCCAACUACGCCCCCCUCCCAGAGGAGGACAGGCCGGGGGGCUUCCGCUGGGGAGAGGGGGUCAGGGUUGGAGGGGGGGAUGAGGCAGCGAAUGAGGGGGAAGCACCUGAGGGCGAACAGCGCCAGUGACCAAAGGACAAGUGCAAUGUGCUUACUAAGUGCUACAUCAAGUUAGACUCUUUUGUUUUGUGACCAGCUAUUUGCCCAUUUAUGGAAACAACUGCACAUAAGCUGGUCAAAGUUGAAGACCCCUGAGAAAUAAACAAAACACAUCUGGGCAUUGUUAUAUAUGCAGACCUACCAAUGGAGGUCAUAUAUAUCUUGAAAUUCGAAAAGCAUAGUCAAGAUGAGAACUGUUUACCAUUUAGGCUUAGGUCACAUUUCCAAAGCGGGGCCUGGCCAGGCAGCUUUCGGGAGCGAAAAUUAUGAUUUAAAAUACACAAGAUGUCAAAAGAAGAUUGAUGUGGUUUGUGUAUAUUACUAGGCAUACAUUUUAAUUUUUCGUUUCUUCAAACAUCCCAUCUGGGCCCCGCUUUGGAAAUGUGACCUAAGCCUUAGGGGGCCUUUACCUUUGACUUGUGCAUGUGCAAAUGGAUCUGUGAAAGGGCUUGUGGUUAAUGUGAUUUAGCUUUUUGCAGAUUAAAAAAAAAACUUAAUAAAAAGCAACAGAAGAUAUAAUUCAAAACAAAACAAAAGUCAGAGACUACAAGAAUGCUUGGAACUACACUAUGUGAUACUGAGUAAACUAUAAUGAUAACAUUUCAUUCAGUUUACAAGAACCUCCUAUGUACAUGUAAGUUUACAAAAUUGUCUAUUGGACAGGUACCCGAUGUACUGCUUGAUGAAGAAAAUGUGUGGGUUGUUUCUAUGCAGAAUGACGUAAAAUGCUCCACAGAAGUUUCAGAGAUGCCCUGAAUGUAAGGCGAUAAAGAUGAUAAAAAAACCAUUACCUUCUUACAUUACAGAAAAGUUUUGGUUUUGCUCCAUGACAAACGUUAUUCACUGGGUGCCACAUGUCUUGAUGUUUGUAUUCUGUUUUAAUAUGAUAAAUCUUAACAUCAAUUGUAAAAUGAUAUUACAUGCCAUGCUUUUUUGUAGCUGCAAUCAAAAUAACCGCUUUUUCUGAGAAACCACAUUUUUCAAGAAUUCUAUCACAAAAGUGAGUUAGAGUAUAAGAUGGUUAGUCUGCUUUUAAACCAAUAAUAGAGUGUUACAUGUACAGAGAGUAUAUGCAGAUUUGUUGCUCAUGUAAUAUAUUCAUGCUAUGUUGACCAUCAGCAGCAGACAUUUCUCACCAUGUACUGUAUCUAUGUUAGUGUAUGCAUAUUAUGUAUAGUUCCUUUGAUUUAACCUAAGGCCAUGUUGAUUUGAUAAAUGUUUGGCCGUUUCCAAAAAAGAAAAAGUUUUCAUCCAUGUUAGUCCUACAAAGUAGCUGCAAAUUGAGCAAAUAUAUGCUAAGAUUUUAAAACAUAUAUAUAGAAAAACAUGUACAAGUCAAGCAUUACUUCCAAGGUCAAAGAAGAUGUGAAAGAACAAAAAUGAAGAUAUCGUUCAGUAUACCAUACUUUGCGUAUUUGGUCAUCUGUUGAACCUUCCUGAUCUGUUAGAUUUCUUAAUGAAUGCAACUUUUUUUGGCCCAACUUUUUUAUUCGCAUGCUCACAUUAGUUUUGUGGUCCACAAAGGAUGUCAUCCAUAUUAUCAAAUCAACAUGGCCAUAUCCCUGCUGCCCAACUCCAUAACCAAUUCAAAUUUGGUGCCAAUGGCUUCAGCAGGAAAUAGGUUAAAUGGGUAUGGGUAAAUUGCUAAGAUGUAGGGAUUGAAUAUUCCACGGUGUUGGACCAAGAAUUUCCUGUGGAAGAUAGCAUAUGUUUACAAGCUGUUGCUUAGUGGAAUGCUCAACGUAUGUUUGGGCUUCAGUAAAAAUGUCAGCUAUGAUCGUUUCAGUUUGUUUUCUGCACAGUUCAAAAUUACUCACUUGUGGAACAUGCCAUUUGGUAUUGGUGCAUUGACACGUGUCCAAUGCUUCAACUUUAUUGUCAUCUUUGUCUGUUUCUUUUAGCAUGUUGAUGUUACCUAAAUGUUAGAUUCAGUGCCAUAUUUGUGCUCACACACACAGUUGUCAGUAUUGUUCUUGCUUACAAUCUUCAGAUAUGCAAGGCUCUUUAAACUACUACUUACUGCUGCUGCCUUUAUAUGUUUUGUCCUAUACAAUACAAUGACUGGUAACAUAUUUUUGGUGUUCUACCCGUAACCAAUGGAAUAACACAUUGAUGUAGGAAAUCUCAUAAGCCAUGAGAAAUACAGGCAUUUUUGUGUGUUGUCACUGGCAUCUAUUUGUGGCCUCCUUUGCAGACCUUUUAUUAGCAUUGUUGUUUUAGAUAUCAGACGAGGGUCUCUAGGAUUGCUAGGAAAGAUCAGUUUUGUAUGCCCACAAGUCAGUGCUACUCUCAAAACAAAUGCCAGUACUCCUAGGAGUCUAAUAUAUGUGUUGGUCCACAGGAUCUUUAUAUAGGUGGCUUGUUGGGAUACAUAAAAUCUACUUAAAAUAAAGAUGGGAAAGUCUA